AUGUCGCAACCGCGGUCGAAGCUCCCCACUUAUCUCGGCCUGGCCGCCGCUGGUGGCAUCGGCUACUACCUCUACACGGCCGGAGGCAGCCCCAAGGCCGCGGCGGAUGAAGCCAAGCGUUCGUCAACCCUCUCCCCCCAUCCUGACUUCACGGACGAUGCAACCAAGGCCUUUCCCACCUCGGACAAGAAGUCGGCUGCCGGUGUCGGCAGCAAGAUUGACAAUGCUGUGCAAGAGGCAGAAAAGUCGUUGCACAACGCCAAGACCAGCGUCGAGUCGUAUGCAAAAGAGACGAAGGACGAAAUCACUCGCGGUUUCGACAAGGCAGACAAGAAGAUUGAGGAGGGUGCCGCCAAGGCGAAGGGCUGGUUCAGUUCUAAAUAA
Molecule: messenger RNA, 384 nt
Organism: Scedosporium apiospermum
Lineage: Eukaryota; Fungi; Ascomycota; Sordariomycetes; Microascales; Microascaceae
Exons: 3
Coding region: 1-384 (127 amino acids)
Source: RefSeq, a predicted model, not a curated record